Messenger RNA from Suricata suricatta (meerkat), 1442 nucleotides. RefSeq names its product transmembrane protein 106C (gene TMEM106C). The record is from RefSeq and is a predicted model, not a curated record. The coding region runs from base 116 to 964 and encodes 282 amino acids. The transcript is spliced from 7 exons. Lineage: Eukaryota; Metazoa; Chordata; Mammalia; Carnivora; Herpestidae.
UGCACGCCAGCGUCCCCCCGCCCCCUGCGGCUUGGCCUUCGGCGCGUGCGCAGCGAGUGCUGGCGGUAGGGAGGACUGAAGAGGCAGGACAUGACACAAGUGGCAUAUCCCGGCCAUGGGGUCCCAGCAUUCAAGCUCUUCUCGUCCCUUUUACUGCAAGCGGAAGAAAGAUGACAGGGAGGAUUUGCAGGCUGAAAGGGAGCAGGAAGAAGCCAUUGCUCAGUUCCCAUAUGUGGAGUUCACCGGUCGAGAUAGCAUCACCUGUCUCACGUGCCAGGGGACAGGCUACAUUCCAACAGAACAAGUAAACGAGUUGGUGGCUUUGAUCCCCCACAGUGAUCAGAGAUUACGACCUCAGAGAACCAAGCAGUACGUCCUCCUGUCUGUCCUGCUCUGUCUCCUGGCGUCUGGUUUGGUGGUUUUCUUCCUGUUUCCACAUUCAGUCCUUGUGGAUGAAGACGGCAUCAAAGUGGUGAAGGUCACCUUUAAUAAGCAGGACUCCCUUGUAACCCUCGCCAUCACGGCCACCCUGAAAAUCAGGAACUCCAAUUUCUACUCUGUGGCAGUGACCAGCCUCUCCAGCCAAGUUCAGUACAUGAACACAGUGGUUGGCACAUACGUGACCACUAACGUCUCCCUCAUUCCACCUCGGAGCGAGCAACUGCUUCUUCUGCACAUUACCGGAUAUCGUGGUGCACAACAUAGUGAUCUUCAUGCGAACUUCAGUGAAGAUUUCAUACAUUGGCCACAUGACACAGAGCUCCUUGGAGACACAUCACUAUGUGGACUGUGGAGCAAAUUCCACAGCUGUUUAGCAACUGCUCUUGGUCCUUCCAUGGCAGCACCUGCCAGAAGAGACACAGCACCUGUUCCCAGGGCCCGAGUUUCAUACCUUUCCCAGGCGGUAGAAGGAAAGGAGACAUUGGUUCUCUUCAUCGCCAGCAAAUAUCCUCGUGCCACUUAGGAGGGGAGAGCUCCUCUUGGUAGCACCAUCUGUUUCUCAGAACCAGCAGAUUCACUGCCCAGUGCCUGGCCGGUGCCCAGCAAAUAGUAGGCACUCAGAGAAAGUUUGGAGAAUUCAGUCCCAAUCCUUUCGGCUCUUCUUAGGGCAUUACAAAUAGAAAUCACACCGUGGUUCCUGGUUAUCAAUGCAGAGUGACAUGGAGCUCGGACUGUGAGUGCAGCUGCAGAACUAUCCUCAUCUGCACAGAAGACAGAGGGUGGGAACAUUUGAAUACAUAAGCACAGACCACUUAAUAUGGGAAAUGUUUUCAUCUGUUCACAAAUGCCUAGGAACUUAAAAAAAAUUUUUUUCCUGUAGAAAGUAACAAUUGUUUUUACCAAGAGUCUUUGUGAGGCUUGAUUUACCCUUCAUCCAUUGGCUGGAACAUGGAUUGGGGAUUUGGUAGAAAAAUAAACCCUGCUUUUUUGAUUCACCUCCA